CGAUUCUUGUAUAGGAAAUAUUGAAUUUCUAGCAUUUGCUUUGCUUUUUUUAAAUCAUGUUGCGAAGAAGUUUAGUGUCCUUAUGCCGCCAGGGUAGUUCCGCAAAUACCGGCAAUGGUGCGCGCAGUUUGUACUCCGCUUCGGUGCUCGGUUUGGAUGGGUACGAAAAUUACCGAGAGAAAACCCGUACCCAGCACAUGCACAAUGUGGACAACUUCAAGCGGAAGAUGCGAGACUUUGUAGCCGGUUCGGCUUCGAAUAUGAUUUUCACCGAGGACCUGAAGAACAUCAUCCAUCUGGCCGACGAUAGUGCCGGGGAUAAGAAGCUGCUGGUGGACAUGAUCGACAAAUACAACGGCCAAGCCCAGGAACUCCGCUUCGGCAACUACAUCUUCGGCCCGGUAGUGAUGCGUGCGCUGUACCACCUGAAAGAUCCAGCUCUGGCGUUCCAGCUGUUCAAGGAAGAAAAAUACAACGGCUUUUUCGAUCAACUCUCGUCGUAUCAAAUCCUCGGCGAUCUGCUCUACGAGAACGGCCUGUACGGCCAGGUGCGGGAGAUGUUCGAUCUGAUCAAAACGCGUCAGGUUCAAGGUGGCCGUUAUCCGAAACACUCGGUCACGCUUACGUUCGCCGCUUGCUACCGGGAGAACACCGAAGAAUCGUUCCGCUACGCGAUGGACCUGUGGAAGGAACUGAACGCAGUCGGACACAUCCCGAUGAGGAAGGCAACGGCUUUCGCGGCGGCACUGGCUCUGAAGCACAAUCAGCCAGGAAUUACGCUGGAAAUUGUUGGCACCGUCACCAAAGGGAACUACGUUACCAUCCGGCAAUUGAGGAUUCUGGCACUCACCGCCAUGCAACGUUUGGACGAUUUGAUUCCGGUGUUCCGGUCGGUGUUGGAAGUUGGAGGUCCUCUGGAGAAGCGCCAUACAUUCUGUCGCGAGGUGGUUCAAAAAGUGAAAGAUGCCCUAGCAUCGAGCAAGUCCGAAGUGCCGCAGGAUCUGCAGCGAAUGAUAGAAUACCUGGAAGCCAAUGGUCACGUUUCGGAGAAUUCGUUGGACGAGCUGUUGUGUCAGGAGAUUGUGUCUACCGCCCAGCGAAGGGACCCUCCUAGCAAUUUGGCAGAAAGCUACCGUACCCGGGGAGGUUCGCAGCAGUUUAACAAGUUUAAUCCGACGAGGCAACAGAAGUCAAGAUUCGCUCGACCCGGAUUGACGGAGAUGAACUGAGAGUGGUAGCGGCGGAGAUGAGUUAAUGAUUGUAGGUGUUAAAAAAUAUUAUAAAAUAAAAGUAAACA
Ochlerotatus camptorhynchus is the source of this 1297-nucleotide messenger RNA. Its product is annotated as pentatricopeptide repeat-containing protein 2, mitochondrial-like. Gene Ontology annotation, molecular function: RNA binding. The transcript is spliced from 4 exons. The record is from RefSeq and is a predicted model, not a curated record. Gene Ontology annotation, biological process: multicellular organism development; mitochondrion organization; regulation of mRNA processing. Bases 57 to 1229 code for a protein of 390 amino acids. Lineage: Eukaryota; Metazoa; Arthropoda; Insecta; Diptera; Culicidae. Gene Ontology annotation, cellular component: mitochondrion.